AUGAACCCCUGCGGGGGGCGUGGGGGGUCGUUCCGUGUCACCACGGGGACAGCGCGGGGAGAUGACGUGUACACCAUCAACCUGGAGUCGCGCUACCUGCUGGUGCAGGGCGUCCCCGCGCUGGGCGUCAUGAGGGAGCUGGUGGAGCAGUUCGCGCUCUACGGUGCCGUCGAGGAGUAUCACGCUCUAGACGAAUACCCGGCGGAGCCGUUCACUGAAGUUUACCUCAUAAAACUCCAGAAGCUGCAUUGUGCAAGGGUGGCCAAGAAGAAAAUGGAUGAACGGAGCUUCUUUGGUAGUUUGCUCCAUGUGUGCUACGCUCCAGAGUUUGAAACAGUCCAAGAAACUCGGGAGAAGCUGCAGGAUAGAAGGAAGUAUAUAGCAAAAGCAACAAACCAAAGAGAUCACUUUCUUGCAAAAAGAGCAGAGGGACCUAAGAGGAUCAUCUCAGCAAACUCCGAGUACGAUGGCCAGCAGACUCCAUCGGAAUUCCCUGGAGCUGGUAACUGGGAGCCAGCUCCUUGCUUUCCAGAUUCUCAGUUGGUCCCGCAAAACAACGGAUAUCCUUCUGGGAAUCAUAAUCAGAGCCAGUUUGUGCUUCCCCGGAACACCAGUAACUGUGCUGAAACUUCUGGCUGCUUUGGUCAAACUCGGAACGUUCAAGCAGGACGUUUUCCACCCAUUCCUUCAGUGCAGGACCGAACAGCUCCCCUGGACAACGGAAUUGACAGGUUUCUGCCUCGUACAACUCGCCUGCAGGAGCGUAAGAGGAGGAGAGAGGAAGGUAACAGAUCUGCACUCCUGGGAACAUACAUGGACAGCACAGAAGUCCCUAUUGGUCCGCAGCUACCGGCAGUUCCCAAGGUGGAUAUGGAUGAUGAUUCAUUGAAUACUUCAGCUGCCUUAAUUCGAAAUAAGCUGAAGCAGGUGGCAGAUUCUGUUUCAGGGACAUCUGUGGAAAAGCUCCAGGAUAGCACAGCCAAGCCACUUGUAAAGCAAAGAAGAAGAAUAUAGAUACUGCUGGCAGCAUCUUUCUAUAAUCUUCUUUAAA
This is a messenger RNA of Tinamus guttatus (white-throated tinamou), 1051 nucleotides long. Lineage: Eukaryota; Metazoa; Chordata; Aves; Tinamiformes; Tinamidae. The record is from RefSeq and is a predicted model, not a curated record.